This is a messenger RNA of Trematosphaeria pertusa, 1041 nucleotides long. RefSeq lists its product as uncharacterized. Bases 416 to 820 code for a protein of 134 amino acids. The transcript has a single exon. The record is from RefSeq and is a predicted model, not a curated record. NCBI's taxonomy places the organism in Eukaryota, Fungi, Ascomycota, Dothideomycetes, Pleosporales, Trematosphaeriaceae.
CGACGCCGACCACAGCCGCAUCUUCGACAUUCAACAUUUCCAUGGGGUUCGAUAAGAGUGCGCUUUUGGUCUUCAACAUGGAAGCGAAACAGCGAGAAGGGGUCGUCAGGGCCGCGUAGGUGCCAAUGACGUCAGCUUGACUUAAUUCACGAUGCUCGUGAACCUUCAUAAGGGCAUUCCGCCAGUCCUGUCAGGUAGCAACCCAGUAUACCAGCUCCUCGCGCAAGCGCAAUGCCGCAGUACAACACCCCAACGGGCACUUACGCCUAUCCGGACGCGAAGUCAAACUUCCCCGCGUUCCCCAAGGUCUCCUUCGGCCAGGCGGUCGCGAUCGGCAUGGGAGCAGGCGUCGUCGGCGCCCUCACGCAGGUAUUCAACUCCAGUAGUCCAGGCCUCCAUACUAAUAGCAAUCAGCAUGGCCGGCACCAGCAAGAUCGAGCAAUUCUUCACAGACCGCCCAAACUCAUACGUCCCAGCCCGAACCAUCGCAAACCACCUCGGCGUCUCCCCAGCCCUCUACUCCCACCAUCCGGACAUUCUCAACCACGCGCACCACCUCAGCAUGGGCAUCAUAGCAGGCGCUAUCCGAGCAGGAAUGUCGUACUAUGGUAUCAUUGGGCCUAUUGCGAGCUUCGUGCACACGGGGAUCCGCAUCGCAAUCGACCAGUUCGUGGAGAAUACGGCGGGGGUGAGCGCGAUGCCUUGGACGUGGCCGAUCAACGAGCAGGUCGUUGAUUUGAUGCAUAAAGGGGUUUAUGGAAUGGUUGUGGGGUAUAUCUGCGACUAUCUUGUCCGGGGCGUGGACUGGUUCAAUAGCUAGGACGGAGGCUCCUCGUACUGUGAGCGUGGGAGUCCGAGACCCGAAAUGCUGGAGUUGUUCAGAGGGCGACAGAAAAGGUCGGAGAAAGCCAUAGAGGCUGUUCAGCGAGCACGCCAAGGAAGUACGAGGCGGGUCUGUGGGCUGCAAGACAAAGAAUGAAUGCGUGUCAAUCAAGAACAUUGCUCUGCUCUCCGAGAAUGCGUGUCCGUUUGGCCCGAGAC